This is a messenger RNA of Spizellomyces punctatus DAOM BR117, 4444 nucleotides long. RefSeq lists its product as uncharacterized. The coding region runs from base 1 to 4260 and encodes 1419 amino acids. Lineage: Eukaryota; Fungi; Chytridiomycota; Chytridiomycetes; Spizellomycetales; Spizellomycetaceae. The transcript is spliced from 26 exons. Gene Ontology annotation, biological process: response to oxidative stress. The record is from RefSeq and is a predicted model, not a curated record. Gene Ontology annotation, molecular function: heme binding; peroxidase activity.
AUGCUCUUCAUUAUUAUCUUUUGGUGGUUUGGAUGGACGGCGGCUGCGAGCGCCGAAACGGCUUGCCGAACCUUCAAUGGAAGCUUUAACAACCAGAGGUUCCCAGACUGGGGCUCGAAAAGUUCCUCAUUUGCCCGGAUACAAGCACCCCUGCAGUACUCUGAUGGACUUGCUGCACCCUACGGGAUGUCUCUCCCAAGCCCACGCAAAAUCUCAAACAUUAUGGGAUCCAAGACGAAGGCUAAUGAGGAUAAAGUUCCAGAUAUGUUAGCCUAUUUCGGGCAGUUCCUCGCUCAUGAUAGCUUACGUGGACAUGGUAACAACACUGAUCGAUAUGAUAUACCGGUGCCUUGCAAUGAUCCACACUUUGAUCCCUACAAUACCUGCAACGCAUCCAUACCCUUUGGACGUCUACAGCACAUUGUAAAUUCAACAACUGGUCAACGCAUCGUGCAGAACUGGCAAACAGCCUGGAUAGAUGCUUCCCAAGUUUAUGGGCCAGAUGAAGAGCGUUGUAGGUUGUUGCGCAAGUUUACAAGGGGAAUGCUACGAACUUCGUUGGAUGGGUUGUUCUUGCCUACUGUUCCUGUAUCACCGCCGGAUCUGAUGUUGGGGAUAUCGCCUCUGGUCUAUCUGGCAGGUGAUUACAGAGCCAACGACAACCCUGGCCUUCUUUCUCUCCAUACCCUCUUCGUGCGCGAACAUAACCGACGGGCAGCGUACUAUGCAAAAAAGAAUCCAGAUGCCAAUGACGAGACACUUUUUCAAAUGACACGAAGGUGGGUUAUUGCUUGUCUUCAAAAGAUUGCUUACAAAGAGUAUCUUCCGCGCUUACUUGGCGAACCGCUGCCAAAAUACCGCGGAUAUGAUGAUAGUGUUGACCCAGGCAUUGACGCGUUCUUCUUCGCCGCGUCCUUUCGAUAUGGGCAUAGCGCUAUAAACUCCCUUAUUCUCCGGCUCGACAACAACUGGGAGGAGAUCCCCUCCGGUCACAUCCUUCUACGAGAAGCCAUCACCAACCCUAAUCCAGUCUUGGAGGAUGGCAUUGAGCCCAUUUUGCGUGGACUGGUCGCGCAGCUGGAGCAAAAAACAGAUGUCUGCGUGGUUAGCGACCUUCGAAAUUACAUGCCUUUACAGCCUUUCAUGCCUGAUCAGAGGAAAUUCUUCGAUCUCGGGGCAGUUAAUAUACAACGUGGGCGGGAAAUUGGAUUGCCUAGCUACAAUCAAGUGCGAAAAGCAUUGGGUUUAACAGAAGCCUACACGUUCCGGGAUAUUACUUCAAAUCCAGUAGUCCAAGAGCAACUGGUUACAGCUUACGACAAUGACGUGAAUUUGGUGGAUCCAUAUGUCGGCGGCCUAGCCGAAGAUAGUCACGACUCCUCUGUUCUCGGUGAACUCUUUCAGAAGAGCGUGAUAGAACAAUAUAUCAGACUACGAGACGGUGAUGCAUUUUGGUACGAGCGCGAUGGAAUUCUUAGCGCGGACGACAUUGCGGACCUCGAGUCCGUCACUUUAUCGAAUUUAAUUUUGUGGAAUACCGAUAUAAAGAGUUUUCCCGUUAAUGCCUUCUCCAUCGUGACGACCAAUAUGAUCAGUUCGUUUCUUGCCAAGAAUACAAGUACCCAAACAGAAGCUCGGGGAACGAUCACGGGUUCUAUUCCACAGACAGUUCAGUUGACGGAUGGACUGGCAUUAACGUAUUUGAUACACAUCGACGCGCAAACGGUGGAUUUUGUUUUGGAAUCGAAUCAUAGUGGCUGGUUUGCAAUCGGAUUGGGAACGUCCAUGAUGGAUGCGGAUAUAAUGGCAGUAUUUGAUCGAGGCGACGGGACCUGGGUUGUCGAGGAUUUACGGAGUACCAUUCACGAUCAGCCCUCAUUAGAUACGUCUCGUGGCUGUACCAACGACUUGACGCAAGUAGCCGACGUAUCAUCCACACGCUUUUCUACCCGUGCUUUCUCGUGGACACGUAAACUUGUUACUGGAGAUUCCUGUGAUUACCCUAUUUCAGAUAGUUUCAUGAAUAUCAUCUACGCAUAUUCGACGUCCCCGACGUUAACAUACCAUGGUGGAACAAAAUGGAGUGGAACGUUGAACUUUUUCUCCGGAGUUGGGACGGGACGAACAGGAGGUUUGAUCAACACGACAAGCACGGCGUCGACUUUUGCUGUUUUGUUUCAUGCCUGUGACAUGUUAUUCAUGACGAUGGUAGCCAUCCCGUUGGGCAUAUAUAUUGCGCGAUAUGGAACCCGGAUUGAUUUAUGGCUUCCGCUUCACCAGUAUCUGAUGGCGGCCGUUCUUAGUGAAUUUGCAUUCACACUUCGGGCAGCUUUCUCCCAAGUCGGAGGAUUCAAUUGGCAACAUGCACCGUUUCUGCACGUCGAAGUCGGGCAAUGCGUUGCGGGUGUCGGACUGACGAUCGGUGUAGCCGGAUGGUUGGUCGCGCAAGACUUUAAGAUCAUGUCAAGGUGGUCGUUGUGGAUUCGACGAUAUCAUCGUUACUGUGGGUUAGCACUAUACCUUUGUGCUAUCUUCAACGGAUGGUUGGGUAUUGCCGAUCUAGCUGCCCGUUACAAUUCUACAAGUAAUCUGUGGCCCAUGCUUUACAUUGGAUACUUUGGCCUCCUUUUCCUGAUCUUCUUCGGGGUCCGACAAGUCGAUCACAUCUGGCAUCGGAUCCUUCGAGGUAUUGACACGCUGAGCGGCAAAGUGCUUGAAAGAAAUGUCCCCCAUGGUGGAGCAGGGGCAACAGUCCGAUUCAUGGAUGAUGCCCUCAUAAAACAACCAGAGCAAGAGAUGACAUUAGAGAGUUUUAUUAAGAAUUGUCAGGAAGGGCAGUCCUGGACAAUCAUUUCAGGGAUGGUCAUCGAUGUCAGUCGCUACAUGGACCAACACCCUGGAGGCGUAGCAGCGUUAAGAUCUGUCAUUGGCAAGGAUGCAACGAAUGUCUUCCAGGGCAAAGAAAAAUUCAAAUUGAGUGACGGAGUGCACUAUAGCAUGUACACGCAUAGUCGUUUCGCAAUGAACAAAGUAAGCCACUACGUGAUUGCCAAAAUAUACGACCCAAAUUUCCCGCAAUCCAGAGCGUCUGGCGUACCAUCCGGAAAAAGCUCACAUUCGAUAACUAUCAGUAGUGCCUCUCGUCGCCGGGGAUCGCUGCGGCCAAGGGAUGUAGAGUUCGGACUUCACUCAAUAACCUCUACUGGUUCACAUUCUGCAUCUACCUCUGGCUUGCGCGCCGCAUCUACCUCGUUCUCUGUGUCUGCUGCUGGUACUGGCCCAUACCCUUCACCUUUGCCGCUGAACGUGGGCUGGAGACCCCUUACCCAAGUCUUCAACCAAGACGAGAAAACAAGCCAAGCAGAAACAACGACUCACAUCAUGAAGACUGCGCUUCUGGAGGCCGAAAAUAAUACACAAUUGGAAGGUAUACUGUCUCAAGAGGACGAACCAGUUGGGAAACAAAGACUUGCUAUCUUGGUCGAGAAAGAAACAGUGACAGGAUUAAGAGCAAGAAAUCCGAUUCGAAAAUUCAGAUUUAGUCUUAAUGCUGGAGACAGGAUGGACAUUUUACCCGGGGAUGCAAUAUCCGUGAGUCUGCCGACUCCGGCGGGUGGGACUGUUGAGCGGAACUAUACACCGGUGCGAUGUGCCUUACCGGGUCACUUUGACGCUUAUAUCAAGAUAUAUACCAAUGGUGCUAUGACGCCGCUAUUGGAUGAGUUGAAAGUUGCCGCACCUAUCAAGAUUCGCGGCCCGAUACAGCAUUACGUCGACCCGCUGCUUAAAAACUCCGCGAGCGGAUGUUACGGGUCUCUGGUUAUGCUUGCAGCUGGCACUGGAAUUGUACCUAUGGUCCAGCUCAUCGAUUAUUACCUUCGCCAUUGCCCACGAGAAAACAGCCAGCCCGGUAGCCCACUCGCAUCCGCUUUGAGGUUAAUAUGGUGUAACAACUGCGAGGAUGAUCUCUUUCUCACCUCCGAACUCAAGUCUAUGGAAUCGGCAAGCGGGGGAUCGCUAAAAGUCAUCCGCGUCCUAUCUGCCCCAGCACCAGAUUGGGAAGGUCAUACUGGACGGAUUACCGCUGAGAUGAUAAGAGAAGCCCUUCCCAAGACGUUGCCAACGCUGGAAUCAUUGUUCGACCAGGAUGAAGAGUCGGACUUGUUGGUCACUGUAUGUGGGCCGCCUCCUUUUACAGACUUUGCUAUCCAAACACUGGAAUCUUUGGGGGUGUUGGCGGUGAAUGUUCGGUUGCUAUAAAUAAGGAACCAAGACUUGUGCUAUGUUAUCUCCUAGAAUAUAGAAGAGUUCCGGCUUUGGUAGAACAAGUCGUUCAGUGUGACAAGCGAUUAGAACUAUUGCCUCCUUUAAUGAUAUAUAGAGUUUGAUUUGUAAAAUGUGGAAUCAAAGAGGCAUCUAGAAAACAUCUAGCUCAUCUGUCCCG